Umbelopsis ramanniana AG is the source of this 1320-nucleotide messenger RNA. RefSeq lists its product as uncharacterized. The transcript is spliced from 8 exons. Gene Ontology annotation, cellular component: Sin3-type complex. Gene Ontology annotation, biological process: negative regulation of transcription by RNA polymerase II. NCBI's taxonomy places the organism in Eukaryota, Fungi, Mucoromycota, Umbelopsidomycetes, Umbelopsidales, Umbelopsidaceae. The coding region runs from base 88 to 1143 and encodes 351 amino acids. Gene Ontology annotation, molecular function: histone deacetylase binding. The record is from RefSeq and is a predicted model, not a curated record.
AAAGCGACAUUUUUUUUGAAAAAAGGAACCGACGACCCGCUAGCCUCAGAACAAAAAUCUCCUCCGCGCCAUUCCAUUUUAUUUUCAAUGCUUCCUCAAUUCGGCUACGUCUUUGCUCAAGCAGGAGCAGACCGCAAUGGUCAUAAUCCUCCCAUGACUUCUCCGCUCCAUCCAUACCCUAAUGACUCAAAUCAAAAGUACCCACAGCAGCCCCCCCAUGCUGCAGAACGAUUCACUCCCCCUCCACCAACCCUACCGUAUCGAGACUCACAAAGGGACGAACGCUACUAUGAACAUAUGACUCCAUCCUAUGCUUCUCAGCAACAGCCCCCAAGUUCGGCUUAUCCACCGUAUAGCCAAGUGGAUCCAUAUCAGAACCACACGGAAGGAUAUCGAGGAUCCGAAGCGCCUUACUAUAACCAUGUGUCCAUGAAGGUUUACAACCAUAUGGAUGAGCCAAUGUAUAGAUACGAUGAGUACCAACGGUGGCAUCCUGAAAACGAUUCCUAUAAUCAACAUUCCUAUCACGACCAACGACAGCAAUAUGGGCAGGAUUGGUCCGAUGACGGUAUGGACAUUGUAGAAAGCAGAUUGAGUCGAAAGGUGCGAGAAUAUGGCGAAAGACUAGCCUGGCUAGACAAAGAUUUUGAAGACGCCAAAGAAGAUAUUUACCGAGAGCGAUUAAGAAACCUACAAGAAGAACUACAGGCAAUUCAAGAAGGCACUCACGCUGCAUUCCAAGAGGUUGUACGUGACCUAGAAGAAAUGCGGAACAAGGCAAUUUCUGACGCCAAAGCAUUUGGUGACUACCAACUAGAAUGCGUUCAAAAACAGUACGAGUUGGACUCUGAAGCUGUGGAAGAGGAGUACCAGUUUGAAAAACAAAACCUGCACGACAUGAUGAUGGCAGCGAUAGCAGAGAAAAAGAAACAAAUCGUAGAAGACAGGGAUGAUAUUGGUGAACGAUCGAGUGAACUUGCUCGUGAAACGGCUUACCGAACAGCAUCGAACACCCCGUUACGACUAGAUGCGCCUGUUACUGGUAAGGAAGAGGAUGAACUUGAAAGCGAAUUUUUGCAACUGAAGGGAAUGAAUACACCUGCCAACAAGAAAACCAACAGCGCUGGCGCCAAUAGACGAUAAUACCAAGACUUCCCCUCGUUGCUCCUCCUACAGAACAUCAUCCCCCUCAUCCAUCAAUGUCUAAUAACAUUACACUGCUUUCUUCUUCUGCCGCGACUUACAUAAAUCACCACCUUCUGUUUACUUACUGGAUCUCCUUUUUGUUUCAUUUCUUCGGUGCCUCUCAUAAUAACUUUG